UUUCUUGGGUAAGUUUCUACAAGCUCUGGACAUGUAGAUUUUGGCUGUUUCUCCUAUUUUCCUGGCAAAUACAUUCAAGUUCAUUCACAUUGGAUGGAGAGCAACUGUGAUCUGCCAUCUUUAGAUCUUUCCACAGAUGUUCUGUUGGCUUCAAAUCUGGGGUUGCUGAGAAACAAUGUUCCACACCUAGGAUUGAACCAGGGAUCCUGGACAGCAAUGCUAUCCCCUGUGAUACCAUUAUUUAUAUUACACAAGGUUUCAUCUGGAAACCUUAAAAUGAAAUUAAAGUAACAUUUAAUAGGUGUCUAAGCCUUAUAACUAUCCAAUGGACCCUAGAAGAACCAUUUUAUAGUAUGAAUGGCUCAUUUCUGCCAGGUUUCUAUAAUAAUAAUGCCAAGCAAUAUUACUGAAAUUAAUUAAUAAUGCCUAUCUGUGUCAAAAUGGUGUCUCCUCAGAAUCUGUCACAUUUUUAGAAUUAUUGUUUGUAUUCACAAUUGUGAAAGCAACAUAGUCUUAAGCCAUUAUAACAAACAAACCAAAGCCUCUAAUUAAAAUGGCAUAUUGUGCUAAAUCUUUAAACAGAAAACUAUACCGAUUUAUAUGAGCUCAUGAAUAAAAAUAACUCCCCGAGCACAGGAUCUAUAUAUCUGUCUAUCGAAUACACUAAUGAGUCUUACUGUGAAAAAACAAACAAAAGACCUCCUGUAAAGAAAAAACGCAGGUGCACCCAGUGACCCUGGAUUUUAACCCACCAGUAUGUCAUACUGUAGGCCAGUGCUCAUGUCAGGCCUAUGUUGCCAGUGGGACAGUGGGAAAGCACCUUCAGACACAGGAGGCUUACUUUUGGGACAAGCAUCAACAAACACUUGGGCAGACAAAAGGGGUCUGAAACAGGCCAGAAGACUCCAAAACAAUCUCCAGCUUUGCCUCCAUUCAACUCUACUUCCCUCUACUGUAUUACAUUUAGGUUGGUAAAUUGUCUUUAAUACAGAUUUUUCUUAUCAAUCAGGGCCAUUUGUGAGAGACAGUAAAUAAAGAAAAUAUUGCAUAAUAAAACAUGCAGCACUUUAAAAACCAUUUGAUGCAAUUUUCCCAGUAUUUCAAGACUAAUUAGUGCCUAUGCUUUCAGCACCCUGGGGAGAGAGGAGGGGGUGGAGGGAAGGGGACAUGGUUGGUAAGAAGGAAAGGGGAUGGCCGGUUUCCUGAGGAAAAAGCAUCAGCUCAGGAAGUGACCACAGCCACCCCCAGGCUCCUUUGCCUUCGCUUGGGACAGAUGCACUCAUAUAGUUCGUCACUUGAUAUUAACCACCACAUACAGUAUACUGACAUACACAAAGAAAAAUACAUACAAGGCUCCGGAAUGUUGCAACUUUGAGACUAUUAGACACAAACCACUGCACCAAUUGAAUAAGCGUUUAAUCUCCAGGCCGAAGCAUGCCCGUUCUUAAGAAUCUCCCAGCUCGGCUGAAGGGGGCCAAGGGAAAUUUAGAGAACACUCACAGUGAGCUGAUUCUCCGCAAGAUGAGCCUGAACCACAACCCGUUUGGGGAAAACGGCUUAGAUGAGGAAUGGCCCAGGCACAAUGGUGGCUCGCUCUUGGAUGGGGGUGCUCCCCGGGACCGUAACCCAUUUGAGGAUGAGGAAGAUGAGAAUGAGGCCAAUGAAGUGAGGCGUGGGGGCUCAGGAAAAGGUGGAUCUAUUAAAGGGACACUUGAUCGCAUCAAAGGCGUGUCACCACUCAAGACCCUGGGCAAGCUAGGCAAAGGUCUGCGCAUUUCAGGCAGGAGUAAGGGCAGCCCCACCCCUUCUCCACAGGGCUCCAUUGGUAUGCCCUCACCCAUGGAGAAAAAGAAGAAGGGCCGACGGAGUUCAGAGGGAAGUCUUCUGAGGAUGGCAGGAAGAUGCAGAGAGAGCCUUCGUAAAGAAAGCUUGCCCAAUGGAGACCUGUGCUCAGAGAGUGAUGCCGAUUCAACCAGUCGCAAACUGUCCCUCUUGAAGAUUGUGGGCAGGGGCAAGAAGAGGGAGUCUCUGGUUGACCGCUCAGCAUCGCCUGGCCCUGAAGAAGAGCCUGUAGAGGAAGUCCCAGUAGUCAAACCCAGAGAACCUCUCUCAGUGUUGGAGAUCCUGCAGCUGGUGACCAAGCGAGACUUGUUGCUGGCAGAUACCCACAUACUAGAGCUAGAACAGGAGUGCAAGGAGGUGUCCACCACACAACCAGGGGGUGCAGAAGAUGUCACCAGCCCCAGCAGCAAAGAUAGCAGUCGGAGAAAGGCUAAGGAUGUGGAGCUACUGUAUGAGGCCCUGCAAAAAGAGCUGUGGGAUGUGGUUCGGGAAGCCUUGCACUCACCCACUGCUGGGCCUAAUUUAGGCCUGGUUGUACAGGUCCUCCAACAGGAAGAAGAGGCUGAUCAGGACUGGACCACAAAUGAGUGCACUGUUCCCGGGGGAGCACGGCCCAGGGAGUUGAAAAAGCGAUGGAAGGAGGCUGUGGUUGAGGCUGCUAAUGAGAAUUUGCCCAAGCCUGAAAUGGUCCUGCCAGGUGAGCUGGCAGCAUACCUCAACAAACUGCGAAUUCGUAUGGUCGAGGAUCUGGGAGCAGCCCGCCGAAAUGUUGUGUCUGUGUAUCCAGAAGAUUAUAAUGCCUUUCAGGUGUAUGUACAUAGCUACCAUCAGGCCAUCACAUGCCGGUUACAGAUUAUCACUAAUGGAGAACUGCAAAUUACUGACAUAUACUCCCUUCUAGAUUGGCUCUACAACAUAUACGACAGGGACGUUAUUGGAACAGUAAGCAUAACAUCUCCGAUCAACCGCUCUCAUCUCAGCCCACUGCUCUCAGCAGAGAUGGUGGACAAGCUUGAGCUGGACUGCCUCAACUAUGUCAGGGGAAAAGUAACCACUGAGCUGUCUCAGGUGUUGGAUGAGGAAGAAAAGAGAUGGACAGAAAUGUUGCAUGUUGAGGAAUAUCAGAUCCCACUCGCUAAUGCAGUUAUUAAGAGACUGCAGGAAGAUCUUGAUCGAUCUGCUGCAAUAAACCGUGGUCUAGCCUCACGAGUAGCACAGUGCAGUCUUAAUGGCCUUGCAGAUUUUCUGUACAGCUUUCAAAAGAAGGUGGAAAUGUUCCAUGAAGACCAUGUUAGUGCAUUUGGGGAAAAUAAUGACGGUUACAUUGCCAAGACAAUCGCUUUAGCCAACUGCUGCCCCCCUUUCAGGAGCUUUGUAGAACGAUGUAUACACAGCGAUCCUGCUGUCAGUGAAGACUCUGGCCGCAGAGCCAAAGUAGCCCUGGACAAGAUUGUAAACCUGAGCGUGAGAGUGCUGAAUGAUAGCAUAUUUGAGUACAUCAGGCCUUACUUUGAUAAACUGGUAAAGAGGAAAUGGCUCAGCAACGCAGAGGCACUUGAGCAGAUCAUAUCUCUUAUCAAGGAACACUUCAAGAAGUUUAAAAGGAUGGAAGGCCCACCAUACCAGGUCCUGGUAGGAGAAGUCCAUCGGAGGGUGAUAACUGAAUACCUUCGUGCCAUUAUGAGAGGCCGAAUUAUCUGCACCUCUCUCAAGAUGAGGAAAAGGAUGGCUAGCCGCCUUCGCGAAGAGGGCAAGGACCUUAAAACACUCUUUAAAGAGUUGGAGUCAUCAGCCUCAUGGCUAGACAGUGCCAUUCCCCACAUAUCAGAGAUCAUCGUGUUGGAAGACACACCCUCGAUACAAAUAGAGGUUGGCGUCCUAGUUCAAGAAUUCCCUGAUGUACGGAAGAAGCAUGUAUCUGCAAUCCUGAAUAUCCGGGGAAUGACUCGGCAGGCAGAGAGGCAGGAGAUCCUCAACAUUGUGAAAGACAUCGAGAACAGUGACAGCCUCUCACAGCUGCCACGAGAUCGUGCCCUGUUUGCAGAAGUGCCUGUGACAUCUGAGGUGCACUGUCUGAACAUAGGUUUGAGCCGCAUCGCUCUCACCGCCUCCUCCUUCUUCUACAGCUUACGGGGACGUCAGCGCAGGAGAACCCCAGCCAGGGAGACCCAUGAUGACAUGCUGUAACAAUGUAACAGUUUUCAAAUGAGUCUUAUUGACUCCACAGUAGAGCAUGCAAACCAGAGUUGGGUUAUAAAAAGUGUUUGGAAUUUUUAAACCAUCUGUGUCAUAAAAAAGGACUUCUUUUCUGUAUCAUAAAUAGCUGGUAAAAAGGGUUAAGCUAGCACUGGUGAAACUGGGACCAUUUUAGAAGCUUGUUAGUUGCAAUAUUUUCAUGUGCAUUGAAAUUUUAACCAGAGGUGUUUAACAAAAUCAUAUCAAAUCAAAUCUCGCACAAAACACAGCUCACUUUAAAACAAGUGGAAUUGUCUUUAUGAAUGAAACCGUCUCUUAUUUGCCUUUCAUACUAGCACUGAUGUGACUGUUGUUUGUUCAUGGUGAUUUCAUACUUGAUCUAAGGUACUACAUAAUGAUCUAGGAUAUCUGGUAUUUUUUUCUUGUAUUUAAAUGAGUAGUUUCAUGCUGCAGUCAUUUUAGUUCUGAUGAUAUACAAAUCUGCCUGGAGAAAGAAAUCAAGGGCUACUAUUUAUGUUCCAGAUGCAAGACAUGUUAUUUAUUGUAUCAAGGAAUGUCAUGUUUUGUCCUAAUCAGUAAUGCAGUAAGAAAAACAUCCACAUACUUUAUUUUGUAGAAAUAACUGUUAGUGUAAAGACUGGCAUCUUAAUGCCUUUUUGUGCUUAACAGAACAACAAAUAGCACUUUUCCUUCUCAAGUGUCUUGUUUUUUUUGUUUGGUUUUUUUUGUUAGUUUUUUCCCCCCAACACUGUCAUUCCAUUGCUUAUGAAAUUUAAUUCUAAAUUUUUAGAAAAGACAGAUUUUUUUUUUGUUUUUGGCAAGUCUGUAUAUGUUGAUAAAAGAACAGCAUGUAAAAGGCAUCAAAUAUCAUUCUCAUUGUGCUGUAGGGUACUCUGUAUAUGUAAAAGAUUUAAGCUUUGUUUCUGGUGGACAUAGAAAACCUGUACAUUAGUCAAAUCAUAUAAAAAUAAAGGGUAAGAUAUAUUGA
Messenger RNA from Tachysurus fulvidraco (yellow catfish), 5026 nucleotides. It is a transcript of the gene exoc3l2b, whose product is annotated as exocyst complex component 3-like 2b. Gene Ontology annotation, biological process: exocytosis; exocyst localization. Gene Ontology annotation, molecular function: SNARE binding. The transcript is spliced from 13 exons. The coding region runs from base 1435 to 4029 and encodes 864 amino acids. The record is from RefSeq and is a predicted model, not a curated record. Gene Ontology annotation, cellular component: exocyst. Lineage: Eukaryota; Metazoa; Chordata; Actinopteri; Siluriformes; Bagridae.